AUGCCGAAGAAAAAAACAGGGCAGCGUAAAAAAGCGGAAAAGCAAAAAAUACGUCAAAAAGAAAUUAGAUCUAAAAAGGAAAAUUUAGAUUUGGUAAAAUUUCCAUGUAAUUCUGUAAUGGAAUGUGAUAAAUGUGAAAGAAAGCAAAAAAAUCGAGCAUUUUGUUAUUUUUGUCAAAGUCUUCAAAGACUUCCUACCUGUGCUCAAUGUGGGAAAGUCAAAUGCAUGCUAAAAACAGGGGAUUGUGUUGUACGCCAUGCUGGCGUGUUUACUACGGGUUUAGGAAUGGUGGGUGCGAUUUGUGAUUUUUGUGAAAGUUGGGUUUGUCAUGGAAGACGUUGUCUAACAGUUCACGCCUGUAGUUGUCCUUUACAAGAUGCAAUUUGUGUUGAAUGUGAGAGAGGUGUAUGGGAUCAUGGUGGUAGAAUUUUUAAGUGUUCAUUUUGUGCAUCUUUUCUUUGCGAAGAUGAUCAGUUUGAACAUCAAGCAUCUUGUCAAGUUUUAGAAUCGGAAAAUUAUAAGUGCCAAUCAUGUAAUAAACUUGGUCAAUAUUCCUGUCUAAAAUGUAAAAUUUGCUUUUGUGAAGAUCAUAUUAGACGAAAAGGUUUUAAAUAUGAAAAAAAUAAACCUCUUCCUUGUCCAAAAUGUGGAUUUGAAACUGCUCAAACUAAAGAUCUUAGUGUUUCUACAAGAACUCAUAAAUUUGGAAGACAGAAACAAGCUUAUUCCGAUGAUGAUGAUGGUGAUGAUCCUGAUUAUGACUUUAACAAUUCGUCUAACUACUAUUUGAAUUAUGGAGUAAAUGAUAAUGAUGUAACAGAUUCUGACAAUGAUAACAGCGGUGAUGAAGAUGACGACGACGACGACGACGAAGAAGAUGAAGAUGAUGAUGAUGAUGAUGAAGAGGAAGAUGAUGAUGAUGAUGAUGCUUGUGAUAAUGUUCAUAUUAACCAUAAAAGUGAUUGUGAUGAAAAUAAGGAUAAAAAAAUUUAA
Molecule: messenger RNA, 993 nt
Organism: Pediculus humanus corporis (human body louse)
Lineage: Eukaryota; Metazoa; Arthropoda; Insecta; Psocodea; Pediculidae
Exons: 4
Coding region: 1-993 (330 amino acids)
Cellular component (GO): nucleus
Molecular function (GO): zinc ion binding
Source: RefSeq, a predicted model, not a curated record